CUACAUAUCUAACUAUUCUGAUAGUAAUGAGCUAUGAGAAAUGUGAUUGCAUAAAUACUAUGGAGCUUCUUACUACAGCGUUUUGGAUUACCACACACUUGAUGGGAAUGUUGAUGAUAAUUCUACCAUGUGCCUCUAUGACAAACCAGGCAAACCAGACAUCGAAGAUUGUUUCCCAUUUAUUCAAUAGAGAUCUCACAAGCACGAAGAGAAGACAGCUGAGAACGUUUUCCUUACAAUUAUUACAUCAUGAUGCCAAGUUUUCUGUCUAUGGAUUAUUCAAUAUUGAUAACUCACUCAUUUUGUCGGUAAUUGGAACAAUUGCAAUUUACCUUGUGAUUUUGAUUCAGUUUCGAGAUAGUGUAAUAGAAAAAUGAAGUCGAAAGAGUGAAUAGAUGUGAUGGAAUGAAAAUAUAACAUUUGAACUCAAUUAUAUGGAAUGUG
Nilaparvata lugens (brown planthopper) is the source of this 444-nucleotide messenger RNA. RefSeq names its product putative gustatory receptor 28b. The transcript has 4 exons. The coding region runs from base 27 to 377 and encodes 116 amino acids. Gene Ontology annotation, cellular component: neuronal cell body; dendrite; axon. Lineage: Eukaryota; Metazoa; Arthropoda; Insecta; Hemiptera; Delphacidae. The record is from RefSeq and is a predicted model, not a curated record. Gene Ontology annotation, biological process: sensory perception of taste.